Maylandia zebra (zebra mbuna) is the source of this 2042-nucleotide messenger RNA. Lineage: Eukaryota; Metazoa; Chordata; Actinopteri; Cichliformes; Cichlidae. The record is from RefSeq and is a predicted model, not a curated record.
UGAAGGAUGGAGAUAAUUUCUUCUUAGCUGCAAGAAGCAAAAGUCUUUUUUAAAAAUAGGAAACUAUACAGAUAACGAAGUUUGGGUGGUUUGAGCUGACGUGCAUGCGAAACUUCUGAAAAUCGAAUUUGAGCAUCCUGGGAUUAUGAUGAAGGAGACACUAUACUACAGUCUGCCAGGUGAAGUGGCACUUCAUUGUCUCGCCUAUUCUCCGGGGUCUUUAUAUGAUUUGCUAAAUAAGUGAGGAGGUGCCGUUUUUUUUAGCAACCCGGAAGGGACAGUUGCGGUCUGCUCUUUUUGUGUUCACAGGAAUCCAUAUCUGGCAUCCUCUCGCUCCCCCUGAUUUGUGGCGCAGAGAUGGUCGGGAAAAGAAGUGGCAUUACAAGUUGCUGUGAAAGGAUUUUUUUUCAUGUGAUGUUAUUUUCUUCGCUUUCUCCGCUGAGAUUGAACCCCGCUGGAUUCUAACUUUAUAAUCUGGCUGUCGGACCUGCUUAAGGGGAGAAAGUGCGGGACGAGCUCCCCCACCGCCCGAUGUAACAGCAGAGAACGAGAGAGAGGGGGGAAAGGGCUAAAGCGAACUGGAGGAAAGAGUGGCGAAGUGAUGGAUGCCACUGCCAGACAACAAAGGAUGCACGCUUGUCACCUCGUGUAAUUCUACCCGCUCUGUGGGUAAAUGAGAAACUCAAAUAUAAAUCGGAUUGGACUUAGUUGGUAAUAGGAUUCUGCAUCAACCCCACACCUCAGACACCCUCGCUGUUUCCGCACGAAGAAGAAAACAUUCUGUGGCAAACCUCGGACAGCUCCUUGUGAUUCACAACAUCGAGAUGACCCGUUUGAACCUUGCGAUAUCAGCGAGCGAGCGGGAUGGAGACGUGUAAGAGGAUGCUGCUAGACUACUCUGACUUUAAUGUUUGUGCCUCACAGUUCGUGGCUCUCAGCCUCCAUUGAAUCCCGAAAGAAAACGCCUCUGUCCAUGAAAAAUAAUCCUUCCCUAUUGGCUGGAUUGCGGUGCACAUGCUAUAACAACAGGAUAUGCAAAGAGCUAUGGGCUGAUCUAAUAGCCUAUCAUGUUAGUCGCAUGCUUUCUCAAUUCAGAUCUGAAUUUUAUUCAGUAAGAUUUGAACUGUCUACUUGAAUCAAUUCAAUACCUCAACAACAACAACAACAACAACAACAACAAUAAUAAUAAUAAUAAUAAUAAUAAUAAUAAUAAUGAAGGGACUGUGACAGUAAAGCUGAAGGUUGCUCUGUUUGUGGCUGUGUAGUAAAGCUGCUGAAGAAUGUUUAAGUAUCGCAUCCGGAUGUUCUUUAAUGAACUCAAAGUGUUGCUACUGAUGCGUUCUGGAUCAAGCAGGAGGACGGACACUGACCCGAACACACAGACCACGAUGAGAGGGCUCGCUAUUGGAGGCUGUGAUUGGCCACAGCUGAGGUGCUCUCAGCGGGACGACGAGGAGGAGUACUAUGGCUCUGACCUCCGGCCACGAAGCCUGGCGUUUGAGGAUAAAGAAGGUGCCAAACCUCAGGGAGGAGGAGUAGGAAACAUGGAUGCUGCUUCACUCCCGAGUCUCUCAGAGAGCGGGACGCGAUCACCGCAGUGCCGGAUCUGCUUCCAGGGGCCAGAAAAGGGGGAGUUGCUGAGCCCUUGUCGCUGUGAUGGCUCAGUGCGCUGUACCCACCAGUCCUGCCUUAUCCGCUGGAUCAGUGAGAGAGGCUCCUGGAGCUGUGAGCUCUGCUACUUUAAGUACCAGGUGUUGGCCAUUAGAACCAAAAACCCACUGCAGUGGCAGGCCAUCUCUCUGACUGUGAUUGAGAAGGUACAGAUUGCAGCCAUUAUCCUCGGCUCUCUGUUCCUCAUCGCAAGUAUUUCCUGGUUGGUUUGGUCCUCUCUCAGCCCCUCAGCCAAAUGGCAACGGCAGGACCUUCUCUUCCAGAUAUGCUACGGCAUGUACGGCUUCAUGGACAUAGUUUGCAUAGUUGAAGUGAAGUUCCUACUUCCAUGUGAGCACAGCCAGAUCGUAGACAAUCAGCAGUGGGCAUAA